AUGUGGCUUGAUCGGCUCGCAGCGCCAUCGAAUCCAUCACCGUCCUCUUCGCAACCCGGAAGCCGUCCCUACUCCCCGCUGCCGCGACGACCUUCCAACAGUCCUUAUGUCACCUCUCAGCGCCCUGGCAUAACUCCGAGAGGAUCCGCCCUUUCACUCGUCUCUAACGACUCCUCGACUUCUUUCUCAGCAUCUCGCAGGGUCAAUGGCUCCGGCCUAAAGCAGUCCACGAUCUCCUACGAAGGACCUGACUCGGCCGAGUUACUUGCCCAGAUAUUGGAUACCGCGUCGCCGCAGGAUGCCACUGAGGAGGGGAUAGACGAAGCAAUAAGCGAAAACGACCUUGAAUUGGGCUUCGACUUCGAGGGAUUGAGCUUGCGAGAGCUAGCAAGUUCCGACAGCGCGGUUACGGACGACACGGACAGCUAUCGUCGACAGACCGCGGAAGAAUACGAAACCAGUAGAGCUCAGGUCGAAGACUUGCACAGAUCCAUCGCGGCAUGCGACGGUGUCCUCAGUUCAGUCGAGACCAACUUGACGAGCUUCCGCAAUGAUCUCGCAGCAGUCUCCGCAGAUAUAGAAACCCUACAGUCCCGCUCGACAGCCCUCAAUGUUCGACUCGAGAAUCGAAAAGCGGUAGAAAAGGCGUUCGGGCCGGUCGUGGAGGAAUUGAGCGUUUCUCCCCUCGUGGUGUCCAAGAUAUCCGAAGGCCACAUCGACGAGACGUGGGUCAAGAUGCUGGCGGAGGUAGACAAACGAGCUAUCGCGUACAAGAAGAAUACGGCGAGCCAGCAGAAGAGUAAAGCCUGGGCGGAUCUCGGUCCCCUGUUGGAAAAGCUGACGAUGAAGGCCAUUGAGCGGAUACGUGACUUCGUUGUAGCCCAGAUCAAGGCGCUGCGGUCUCCACAUAUCAACGCCCAAAUCAUUCAACAACAGAACUUCCUGAAGUUCAAGGAGCUAUUUGCCUUCCUUCACAAACACCAUUCCAAGCUUGCCGAGGAAAUCAGUCAGGCUUAUAUGAACACCAUGAGGUGGUACUACGCCAACCAGUUCGCUCGCUACCAGAAGGCUCUUGAAAAGCUCAAACUGCACAUUCUGGACAGGAACGACGUUCUUGGUCAUGAAGAAAUAUCAAGGAGAGCCACGGUUCUCUCAGCGACUAAGCCCGCUGGGCCGCCGCACGACGCCUUUAACCUGGGACGUCGUGUUGACCUCCUCAAGACGAGUAACCAAUCCGCCAUUUCCUCCUACUUGGCCGAGGAAGAUCAGACCACCCACUACAUCGAAGUUCCUUUUCGAAACUUCAACUUGGCUCUGAUUGAUAACGCCACCGCAGAGUACACUUUUUUGGCCGCGUACUUCUCGCCCCCCCUUUCAUUGGCCGCAGUAUCACGACAAUUCAACUACAUCUUUGAACCGACGUUUGCCCUGGGCCAAACGCUGACCAGGACGCUGGUCAGUGAGAGUUACGAUGCGCUUGGCCUCUUGUUGUGCAUUCGGCUUAAUCAGCACUUGGCAUUCGAGCUGCAGAGGCGUAAAAUUCCCGCCGUCGACGGCUACAUCAACAUGACGACCAUGCUCUUGUGGCCAAGAUUGCAGGUCGUCAUGGACCAUCAUUGCGAGUCGGUACGACUGCUCACCAACGCCCUACCCGCGAAACCCAGGGCUGCGGAUCAGAAUAAACUGUCUGCCGCACCCCAUCUUGUGACUCAGAGAUUUGGGCAGAUCCUGCAGGGCGUCCUGGCACUCAGCGUCGAAGCUGGAGACGACGAGCCAGUGGUCACCAGCUUGCGGCGACUGCGCUCGGAGGCUGAAGCUUUCCUUACGCGCUAUAGCCAAUCCUUUGGCGACAAGCGCAAGCGAGAGCGUUUCCUGUACAACAACUACUCGUUGAUCUCUACCAUCAUCAGCGACGUAAGUGGGAAGCUUGCGACGGAACAGCAGGAACAUUUCGAGGAGCUCAAAACAGCAUUCCAGGAGGGUGCUUAG
Molecule: messenger RNA, 1989 nt
Organism: Colletotrichum karsti
Lineage: Eukaryota; Fungi; Ascomycota; Sordariomycetes; Glomerellales; Glomerellaceae
Product: Vps52/Sac2 family protein
Exons: 2
Coding region: 1-1989 (662 amino acids)
Biological process (GO): endocytic recycling; retrograde transport, endosome to Golgi; Golgi to vacuole transport
Cellular component (GO): GARP complex
Molecular function (GO): syntaxin binding
Source: RefSeq, a predicted model, not a curated record